Molecule: messenger RNA, 2627 nt
Organism: Aedes albopictus (Asian tiger mosquito)
Lineage: Eukaryota; Metazoa; Arthropoda; Insecta; Diptera; Culicidae
Product: zinc finger protein 271
Exons: 7
Coding region: 276-2504 (742 amino acids)
Cellular component (GO): nucleus
Molecular function (GO): zinc ion binding
Source: RefSeq, a predicted model, not a curated record
AGCACACAUCAACAUACGGCGAGAGCAUUCAAAAAGAGAGUAAUAAAAACCGUGCAAAACUUUUUUCUGCAAACCAAUUGUUGAAAAUGUGAGCGAGGCAACGCGAGGCGAUAAUUAUUUUUUCUGAUGGAGGUGACAAAUCUUUUCCGGUGCUAAGGCGAUAGACUAAGCUUUACGUAAGAGGAAUUUCUGGAAGAAUAUUUCCUUCCGACUGGCGAUAGCUCGGUAAGCGGGGCGAAAAAAAAUCGCUACCGCCAGACGCGAGACACGGGACCAUGGCAGAAGAUUUAUCGAUCAAUAAAAAUAAGAUCUGUUCUUCGCGUUACAACAACAACGACAUCUGUCGGUUGUGCUUGAAGAAUGAGGCCCAUAUGGAGCCGCUGUUUUACGCGAAUCUAUUUCCGAACAUUCUGCUUACCAAGAAGAUUUACGACUGCACAUCGAUACAGAUUAUUUACGAGCGCAACCUGCCGAUGUUUGUUUGCAAACUUUGCGCCAACAAGCUAGAUGAAUAUGUUCGAUUUCGGGAGCGCUGUGUAGCAAACGAUGAAUUUCUGCGGAAUGCUUUGGCAUUUUUUGAUGCAGGCCAAAACAGUAUUAAAGCUGAGUUAGAGGAGAUCAAACAAGAACAGGUGGCUGUUCCAAUUCCGGUAUCGCAGUCUGCUGUUAGCGUUCCAAUAGAUUUUCGACAGGUGAAGAAAGCCCCAGAAUCAGAAUUGUCCGAACAGGACCACGAGGAAGAUCACCUGGAACAGCGGUUUGCCUGUGAUGAUUGUGAUUUUCUCGCCGAUGACGACAAAUCGCUGCAAGAGCAUAGAAAGCAACACGAGGAGAAGCUGUACGCGUGUACAAUAUGUUCUAAAACAUUCAAAUUACGUCAACAUCUGUUGAUUCAUAGUCAUACGCAUGUCGAACUACAGCAGGAACGGUUGGAGCAGACAGCCGAUGCGAAGCCUACGUACAGCUGCACAAAGUGUACCAAAGUGUUUAUCAAUAGGGGCAAUUUGUUAAACCAUGCGGUUGAGUGCCAUGGUAAUGUAAAGAAUUUCUCUUGCGAGAUCUGCUUGAAAUCUUUCAAGUACAACGUACAACUGAGGAUUCAUAUGCGAACUCACUCCGGUGAACGACCGCACACCUGUGAGAUUUGCCAUCGAGGGUUUUCCCAGCUAUCGAAUCUACGAUCCCACCGAAAGGUCCAUUCAAAAGUUAAACCGUACAAAUGUCAGCUAUGUCUGAAGAGUUUCACCAUGCUGGACAACCUGACGGCGCACAGCCUGAAAUGCGUCAAAGACAAAUACCGGUGCACGCUGUGUGCCAAGUCGUUUGCCAAAGAAGGAAAUCUGAUUUCCCACCUACAGUGCCAUAGCGAAGGAGUUGUGGAAAAGAAUUUCAAGUGCGAAAUGUGCCCCAAAAGUUUUCGAAACAAAGAGGACUGGAAACGGCACGUUCGAGUGCAUACGGGUGAAAAGCCCUACGUUUGUGACAUAUGCCAAAAAGGAUUUGCACAAAAAGCAAACCUUCUGUCUCACCGGAAAACACAUCUUAAACCUGAAGUUAUAUUCAAAUGUGAAAGAUGCGAAAAGAUCUGCCGUACUCAGAAGCUACUGGAAAUGCACGUACAAAAGUGUGGCUUCGUUGAAUCGCCGCCCGCUUCGGUGGUGGCGGUUCAAGUGCCUACACCAACGCCACCUUCCCCAAUGGUUACGCCACCGCCGGCGCCGCUAACGCCUACCCUGGAGGUUCUAUCCGAUUUACUUCGGUAUGAGAUAGCCAUGCGAACGCCAACCAAGCUGCAGGAGAUGUUAAUGGCGGCCAUGGAGAAAAGGAAAACAGUAGUGGCUGCGCCAAGCGUACCCAUUGAACAUAUAGUACAUAAGAUGACAACGGAACAGACGCCGCCCCCAGUUGGGUCGACAAAUCGUCAAUAUCGCUGCGAGGUGUGCUUCAAGGUGUACUCGCAGUAUCCCAGCUUGGUGAAGCAUCGAAAGGUGCACCAGAAGUCACCGAGGGCCAGAUCGAAAUCCACCGAGGCUGACGACCGGCCGUAUUACUGCGACAUAUGUGGGAAAAAUUUCAAGUUCAAUCGGAAUUUGAAGGUUCACAUGAAGCUGCACACCAAAGCGAACGGAUUCUUCAAGUGCGACAAAUGCAGCAGUACGUUCGAGGCGGCCGAUCAGCUCAAGAACCACCUGCUGGAACACCCGAUCGACGUGGAAAAGAUCUUCAACUGUGAGUUCUGUUCCAACACGUUCAAAUCGAACGAAGAUCUCAAGCGGCACCGCCGAUCGCACACCGGCGAACGCCCGUUCAAAUGUGACACCUGCCCGAAGGCGUUCACCCAGCUGUCGAAUCUACGAGCCCACACCAAAAUUCACGAGAAGAAACGCACCGCCUUUGGGUGCAACAUUUGCCUUCUGGAACUCGACACGGUGGAGGCACUGAAUAUGCACCUGAAAACGCACCAGUAUCAGCUGUUCGAACUGUGCAAAGAAAUGAAACAUUAGAGUCUGUACUAGUUGUUGGCCAUAUAUACCUUCGCGUAGAAACCUGUGUUAUACCCCCCUGUAUUAGACCGUACUAUGCAUUAUACUCAUAUACACCGGUGUUAUUAAAUAUUGAAAACAUGU